Molecule: messenger RNA, 753 nt
Organism: Synchytrium microbalum
Lineage: Eukaryota; Fungi; Chytridiomycota; Chytridiomycetes; Synchytriales; Synchytriaceae
Exons: 5
Coding region: 1-753 (250 amino acids)
Source: RefSeq, a predicted model, not a curated record
AUGGAUCGAGCAAUCCAAAUGACGAUUCUCCAUGCCGCCGCUCGUGGUAUUUUGCACCAGUUUCUUGGCCUCAUCGAGUCAUUGCCGUCUGAUGCUACUUUCACAAGGGAAAGUAAAGUCGUGCCCGGAUCUACCAUUGGAAAGCACGUCAGACAUGCACUCGAUCAUAUUCGUAUCCUAUUUGAGGGACUUGCACUGAUCCAUAGGGAUACCGAUUCUGACGAUACGGAUGCGAGAGUCGUUAACUAUGACAUUCGCGAACGAAAUGUCCCGAUUGAGAGUGAUCGUGCUGUAGCAUGCAUCGCAAUAACCAACCUGCUUCGUAUUAUUGACGUUGCAUCUCGAAGCAUAACUAAUCCGGACAAGCCCGUAUCUCUGAUGUGUACUGUGGAUCCUAGUCGUGACGAUGUGCCAAUGACCUCGACGUACGCCAGAGAGCUAUGGUUUGUUCAACACCACGCAAUCCAUCAUGCAGCACUCAUCAGAGCUAUAUGUGUUGAAUAUGGAUGUGAUGUUCCCGAAGAUUUCGGCGUAGCCCCGUCCACACUCAAGGCAUCGGACUCUCCUGUUGAAGAUGAUGAUGCAACUAUAGAGCAACGACAGUCCGCAACUCAAGAAUCGACCAGUCAAGAGUCACAUGGACAGAGUCAACAAGCUUCUAACAAGAGUAGUGACAACGAACAAGUGAAUAUGAUGUCUGGAUCUUCAGAGAUCAAUUCGUCUGAUGGUGAGGACGUAAAGGCCAAACUGUAG